UCAAUUUCUUUUUCGUUUGUUUUCCUCAUCCAUGGUUGUUGUUGCAUGUAUGUAAUAUAUCUAAGGUUUAAUUGAUUUCUAGGGUAUUCCCACAAUUCGCUUUUAUAGAAAUUCUUUUUUACUUUUUUGAGUUUUGGGUUGAUUGAUUUUCUUUCUCUCAGAUAUAGUUUUUGUUUUGCGAUUGUUGAGGAAACUGGUGAUUUUGUUAUUGAAGUUAAGAGUUUAGGUAGAACAGAAAAUAGGAAAAAGGAGAGUUUUUUCAGAAUGGAUGUGAUGGAAGGAUGAAAUAAUAAAGAAUGAGAGAUCAUGGCAUAAUGCAUAGCUUUAGUGUUCUAUGUGUAGAGGGAAUUUGUUUAGUUUCUUGUUCUCAAGAUGAUGCUGCCACACAACAAAUGAUAUUUUGUAUGGGAUUUUGUUCUUUAGUUGAAUAAAUGUUUUCUUUUCAUAUCUUAUGUAAACAAGAUUGUAUAGACGGUUUGAAACAAACUAUGUAGGAAAAUACAAUCUAUUGAGCCCUAGUUCAGAUGUUUUGAUAGAGUAUACUUUUAUGGUUAAGAUUCUUGAAUCCACAAUGAUUUAAAAGAACUUAUACUUAGAAUAAAAAUGUUUCGUUCCAAAAGGGUUCAUCCAAAAUCUUGCAAAUUUUCCUGAGAUUCAAUCCCAUCUGUCCAUUUUCAAUUCCAUCGAUAGGAUCCUUCAAAACAACAGCUAACAACAGACCAAAAAAGUUUAACGUUGGUUAGAUGUAGAAGUAAAGUAGCUUGUUCGUCAUUUUGUUUUCCUAAAUUUUUUUUAUAGCUAGUCUAGGUUUUUUAAGAGUUUUUGCUUUUAAUUUUUAACCCAUUUAGUUUAGAGUUUUAGAGUUUAGUUUCAAUUAGAUGCUAACCACAUGUUUAUAAUCCAUUAACUAACUCCACGUACGAGACGACCACCGCUUCAGAAGACAUUCACUACAUUGAGACAACAAAUGAGUGGUUUCAGUGGCACAACGAACUAGCUGAAUCGAUGUUCACUGAUUGGCGGUUGCAUAACGCUUAGAUAAGACAAUCUUACAUUACAAGUCAUCGAUUGUAUGCGAAUUUCUAUCACCUAUAAAAUUAUGUCAACCUCAAACCGUGCCCCGAGACAUGUCUAGACGAAGGAGGAGGAGGGCACUCUUGUGGAGUGUUUAAUGGAGUUGGUGUCAAUGGGGGGAUGGAAAUCAGAUAAUGGUUAGUUCCGGUCAGGUUGCCUGGCCUAGUUGGUAUGCAUGAUGGCAGAGAAACUACUUGGAUGUUAGGUUCGCACAACGACUGUAAUUAACUGUAGAAUAAAGACACUGAAGCGGACAUUCCAGACCAUCGCCGAAAUGCAGGGGCCAGCGUGCAGUGGCUUUGGGUGGAACGAUGAAAUGAAAUGUAUCAUUGCAAAGAAAGAAUUAUUUGAUAAUUGGGUUAGGUCGCAUCCUGCAGCGAAGGAACUCCUGAACAAACUGUUUUCAUAUUACGAUGAACUUACAUAUGUGUUUGGUCACGAUAGGGCAAUGAGUCGGUUCGCUGAGACAUUCAUCGACGUGGGGUCUAACGAGCCUGGCGGGUAUGACGGAUUUGAUAUAGAGGAUGGAAACGAGGAUUUUCCGCUUGUGUACAGGCAGAGGAUUGACCUAUCACGAAAUGAUGUACGCACAUCACGACCUUCUUGCGCUUCAGAGGGUAGGACCGGAUCGAGUGGAUCAAAGAGGACGAGGGGAAGUCCGCGAGAGGUGGAUGUUGAAGGCAUACAUCUGGCGCUCGACCAAACAAACGAGCAACUCAGGAUGAUUGCGGAGUGGCCUGCACGCGUCCUUGCCAAUGACAACCAUGUGCGCACGAAAUUCUUCCACAUAUUGCAUGAGAUGUCGGAACUCACGAGUUUGGAUAGGGCGUUAUUGCAAAGGCAUCUUCUGUCUCGUAUGGACAACCUUCGGGGUUUCGUACUCAUGCCUGAGGAUGAGAGGGAGGGAUUUUGUAGAGUCCUCCUACAAGACAUGACGAGAUAGUUUAUGUUUGUACUGACCUGGGUUGCUUCUUAUUUGCUUACUUUUUUUUGUAUGAUAUUGACUGUUUAUGCUUUUGCUAUUGUAGUCAACUAUUUUUUUCUUUCAUAAUGUUUAUUUAAAAUUAAGAAAAAUAGUCAUAAUUUCACCCAAGCGUUAUACCAGGUAAUUAUAUAUGUUCAAAUAGGGGGACAUCGCUAUCGCCAAUUACAAAUAAGAAAUAAUUAAUUUGUCUUUA
Messenger RNA from Cucumis melo (muskmelon), 2252 nucleotides. RefSeq lists its product as uncharacterized. The record is from RefSeq and is a predicted model, not a curated record. The transcript is spliced from 3 exons. The coding region runs from base 1349 to 2017 and encodes 222 amino acids. Lineage: Eukaryota; Viridiplantae; Streptophyta; Magnoliopsida; Cucurbitales; Cucurbitaceae.